AUGUCUGGCAGAAACGUAGACCAGGGCGAGAUGCGCCGUCAAGCACUCGAGAAGCAGCGCAGAGAGAUGCUCGAAGAGUUUGAGCGUCAGAAGCGAGCUCUUGUCAAUGAAACCGAAAAGGCGCGACCUACGGCGUCUCGACGAGUUCACACAGAAGAGAAAGGACUUGGAAGAGGCAAAGGCGCGCGAAGCGCUCGCACAAAUGAGCUGAAAGAGGAAAAACGCGUCAAGAAGCGUAAGAAAGUCGUCAAAUCUAAGCUCUCGUUUGCCGGAGAUGAUGAAGAGAAUGAAGACGAUGAGGGCGAACAAGAUGCUGAAGAGCCUCCUUCCAAGAAAGCCAAAAAGGUUGCAAAGAAUCCGACCGUCGACACAUCCUUCCUCCCUGAUCGCGAAAGAGAGCAAAAGGAGCGAGAAAUGCGAGAGGCACUUCGACAAGAAUGGCUUAGGAAACAGGAGGAAAUCAAGGCCGAGGAGGUUGAAGUGGUCUACAGCUAUUGGGAUGGCAGUGGUCAUCGCAAAAGCGUCAAGGUUAAGAAGGGUGACAAGAUCUCGACGUUUCUGGAAAAGGCUCGCCAACAGUUCCCGGAACUCCGCGGCAUCAACGUCGAUAAUCUCAUGUAUAUCAAAGAGGAUCUGAUCAUUCCGCACCACUACACCUUUUACGACUUUAUCGUCAACAAGGCGCGCGGAAAGAGUGGCCCUUUGUUCAACUUUGAUGUACACGACGAUGUUCGACUUCUCGCCGAUGCCACGUUGGAGAAAGAUGAGUCUCAUGCUGGAAAGGUAGUCGAAAGAAGUUGGUAUCAGCGUUCCAAACACAUUUUUCCUGCCUCUAGAUGGGAAGUAUUCGAUCCAGAAAAGAACUAUGGAAAGUAUACCAUUGCGUAA
Messenger RNA from Serendipita indica DSM 11827, 888 nucleotides. The record is from the annotation of a GenBank genome assembly. NCBI's taxonomy places the organism in Eukaryota, Fungi, Basidiomycota, Agaricomycetes, Sebacinales, Serendipitaceae.